Molecule: messenger RNA, 534 nt
Organism: Staurois parvus
Lineage: Eukaryota; Metazoa; Chordata; Amphibia; Anura; Ranidae
Source: the annotation of a GenBank genome assembly
AGCCUUGCACAGGUGUACCUGCUCCUCCCCUCCAGUCUUGCAUAUGUGUACCUGCUCCUCCCCCUCAGCCUUGCACAGGUGUACCGGCUCCUCCCCCUCAGCCUUGCACAGGUGUACCGGCUCCUCCCCUUUAGCCUUGCACAGGUGUACCGGCUCCUCCCCUUUAGUCUUUUACAGGUGUAACGGCUCCUCCCUUUCAGUCUUGCACAGGUGUACCAGCUCCUCCCCUUCAGCCUUGCACAGGUGUACCGGCUCCUCCCCUUCAGCCUUGCACAGGUGUACCGGCUCCUCCCCUUCAGCCUUGCACAGGUGUACCGGCUCCUCCCCUUCAGCCUUGCACAGGUGUACCGGCUCCUCCCCUUCAGCCUUGCACAGGUGUACCGGCUCCUCCCCUUCAGCCUUGCACAGGUGUACCGGCUCCUCCCCUUCAGUCUUGCAUAGGUGUACCGGCUCCUCUCCUGGACUGAUCGGCUUCCUCUGAUGUCACUGCACACUAAGCUUCAGUAAGUUAUACAGAGCUACGCCUCAUUUCCU